AUGUUGAACUUUAUGGAUAAGUGUAACUUGGUUGACUUUGGCAUGACAGGUGGGAGUUUCAGGAAGCUAGAUAGGACGCUUGUUGAUGUUCCAUGGCGCAUGUCUUUUCCAGAUGCCUAUGUCGAAGUUUUAGGUAAGUUCCACUCUGAUCAUAACCCCCUUCUCUUGCAGUGUGGCCUUCCACUGCAUAAUGAUGGGUCUAGACCCUUCCGUUUUGAGGCAGCUUGGAUCACUAACCCAAACUACUCUAAUAUUGUUCAAACGGCUUGGGGAAAAUCAAUUGACAACUUUACUUCAUGUCUUCACAAUGUCCAACAAGACUCUCUUCGUUUUCACAAGGAAACUUUUGGUAACAUCAGAAAAAGGAAAAUACAAAUUGAGCGGAGAUUGAAAGUUAUCUAG
Trifolium pratense (red clover) is the source of this 402-nucleotide messenger RNA. RefSeq lists its product as uncharacterized. The coding region runs from base 1 to 402 and encodes 133 amino acids. Lineage: Eukaryota; Viridiplantae; Streptophyta; Magnoliopsida; Fabales; Fabaceae. The transcript has a single exon. The record is from RefSeq and is a predicted model, not a curated record.